Molecule: messenger RNA, 1605 nt
Organism: Diversispora eburnea
Lineage: Eukaryota; Fungi; Glomeromycota; Glomeromycetes; Diversisporales; Diversisporaceae
Source: the annotation of a GenBank genome assembly
AUGUCUUUUUCACAAAAGAUAAAGAAUUUUGAAAUCGAAAAAAACGAAUUUUUGAGAGAAUUUUCAAAUCAAUAUGGAUAUAAUGGUAAAAUUGAUAUAAUUCGCGAAAAUGAAUAUCCUCAUUUAAAAGGUUCAACCAUUUAUCCAAAAAGUGUAUUCACUUCUUUCACUAAAGAUCUUACUAAUAAUUUAUAUGGAAAUCCUCAUUCUCGAAAUCCAUCUGCACAGAAUACUUCAAAACGAGUAGAUCAAGUUAGAGCUAGAAUUCUUAAACAUUUUAAUGCUAAACCUGAAGAAUAUCAAGUAAUAUUUACACAAAAUGCAACAGCAGCAAUUAAAUUAGUUGGUGAAAUAUUUCCUUGGAGUAUUGGAAAAAGUAAUUUUAAAUAUUUAAGAGAAUCACAUAAUAGUUUAAUAGGAUUAAGAAAUUUUGCAAAAGAAUCUAAUUCUCCAAAUAUUCAAGUUGUAACUGAAGAUGAUUUAAAUAUUCUAUUUACACAAUGUAACUUUUCUGGUCAAAGAUUUCCUCUUUCUUGGAUAUCUCAAAUCAAAAAAUUUAAUACAGAAAAAUCGAAAUUCUUGGUCUUGUUAGAUUCAGCAGCUUAUUCAUCAACUUCAUUAUUAUCUUUAAUUGAUAAAGAUAAUUCACCUGAUUUUGUUGUAUUAAGUUUUUAUAAGAUGUUUGGAUUUCCUACAGGAUUAGGUGCAUUAAUAAUAAAAUCGGAAUUAAAUUCAAUAUUAAAAAAACGAUAUUUUGGAGGUGGAACAAUAAAUGCUAUUUCAUAUGAUAAACCUUGGCAAGAAUUUAAAAAGGAUUUAAGUGAACGUUAUGAAGAUGGUACAUUAAAUUUUUUGGAUAUUAUAGCACUUGAUCAUUCAUUUAAUUUUAUGAAAGAAAUUUAUAUGGAUUAUAAAUUUAUAACGAAACAUGUAACAUCUUUAAUUAAAUUUCUUUAUAUUAAAAUGAAAUCAUAUCAACAUUGGAAUGGUAAAAGUGUUUGUAUAAUUCAUUCCAAUAAUGAUUUUUCAAAUAAUAAAAUUCAAGGUCCAAUAUUUAAUUUUAAUGCAAGACGCUCAGAUGGAUCUUGGAUAGGAUUUAUUGAAUUAGAAAAAUUAGCUAGUGUUAAUGGAAUUCAUAUAGGUGCUGGAACACAUUGUAAUCCUGGAUGUAUGGCAAAAUGGGUAAAUUUAUCAAGUGACGAAAUUAUUAAAAAUUUUAAGAAUGGUAAACUUUGUGGAGAUGAUAAUGAUAUAUUUGAUAGCAAACCUACUGGAACAAUUCGUAUCUCUUUAGGAGCUAUGACAACUAUUGAAGAUAUCCUUAUAUGGUUAGAUUUCUUUAAAACUUAUUUUGUGGAAACAAAUAAAGUGGCAAAUAUUAUGGAAACAAAUAAUGUGGCAAAUAACAUUAGAACAACUGAAAUUAUUAAUAAUAAUUCCCAUAUAACAUUAAAGAGGUUAAUAUUGUAUCCUAUCAAAUCAUGUCAUGGAUUUACUAUACCAUCAUCAAUAUCUUGGCCAAUAAUAAAUCAAGGUUUAUUACAUGACAGAGAAUGGAUGUUAAUAAGCAUUGAGACUGGAAGGGCAUUAAGUCAAAAAUUGUAA